Molecule: messenger RNA, 769 nt
Organism: Drosophila subpulchrella
Lineage: Eukaryota; Metazoa; Arthropoda; Insecta; Diptera; Drosophilidae
Gene: Ocho
Product: enhancer of split malpha protein
Exons: 1
Coding region: 71-520 (149 amino acids)
Biological process (GO): Notch signaling pathway; sensory organ development
Source: RefSeq, a predicted model, not a curated record
UCGAAGCGAGCACAUCUCAGCACACAUUCUCCGAGAACUCACCACCAAAAUAUCUACGAAAAACUAUCUAAUGUCCGCCAUCAGCAAGCAGAAGAACCUCAACACCAUGUACAAGUCGAAAGUGUCUCCGUCUCGUCGCCUGAAGAAUCUGCUCAAGCCCCUUCUCGGACAAUUCUUCAGCCUGAAGAAGGAGCAGCCCAAGAGGAGCUCCUACAUCGCCUCCGAGGAGAAGGAGUCCGAGUUCGAGUGGCUAAACAACGAUAUGGACAACAUGGCCAACGAGCAUUUGGAGCAUCGCCUGAUCGAGGAAAUUCGCCAGUGCGCCAAGGAAGAUGCCGUCAUCGUCUAUAAUGAAAACGGAUCCGGCGAACUGCACACCAUCGAUCAGGACGACUACUACGUUCCCGUCCAUUUCGCCCGCACCAAUGGCGGCACUUUCUUCUGGACCUCGGUGCAACCCAAAGCCUGCGAACCCUACGCCAUCGAAUGGAACUUCCUGGAUCGCUGGGCUCAAGCUUGAACCAUUCGCCUGGAGCUGCAAUUUCAACCUUGAUCAACAAUGGGGUUUUUCAACUUUCAAUUGGGAUAACUUCAAGUGGCCUGGAGCUUGGCUCUCCAGCGGGAUGGGUACACCAGAGUUUGGGCACUUCGACUUUGGGUUCAUCGGUCUUGGGCAGCGCUUUUCGGAUUUUCUGAGUCACUGAAAAUUCCCAAAAAAGCGGUUGAGGUCACCACAUAAAUGCGUGGCGGGAGGUAUACAAACAAUUAU